Thlaspi arvense is the source of this 831-nucleotide messenger RNA. The record is from the annotation of a GenBank genome assembly. Lineage: Eukaryota; Viridiplantae; Streptophyta; Magnoliopsida; Brassicales; Brassicaceae.
AUGUCAGGUCUCCACCGAUCAUCAAGCUCAUCGAAGAACAUAGGAAAUUGCCUCCCUUCGAAGGAACUUCUUGACGAUCUUUGCAGUAUGCUUACUGUAUUCAACAGCUGUGAUGUGUUGAGACCUUAUGUUGCGAACAUUGAUGACAUAUUCAAAGACUUCACUUCUUACAAGUGUCGAGUUCCUGUCACUGGGGCAAUCAUCCUGGAUGAGACAUAUGAACGGUGCUUGUUGGUGAAGGGAUGGAAAGGAUCAAGCUGGAGCUUUCCCCGUGGGAAGAAGAGUAAGGAUGAAGAAGACUAUGCUUGUGCUAUACGUGAGGUCUUAGAGGAAACUGGAUUUGAUGUCUCAAAGCUACUCAAGAAAGAAGAAUAUAUUGAGUUUACAUUCAGGCAGCAAAGAGUACGACUUUACAUUGUGGCUGGGGUGACAGAUGAUACAGUUUUUGCACCGCUUACGAAGAAGGAAAUCAGUGAAAUUGCAUGGCAUCGGCUUGAUCAUCUUCAUCCGGCAAGUAAUGAGGUCAUAACUCACGGAGCUGCUGGUCUCAAGUUGUAUAUGGUGGCACCUUUUCUUUCGAAGUUGAAGUCGUGGAUAUCAAAGCAUCCAGCUCCUGUAGCGCGGAGACCUGACAAGCCCGUUAAAGCACUUAGCGUGUGGAAUGCAAAGACUAGUAGUGGUGGAGGAAACGGGACAGCAACAACGGAGAGCUACAAUAAAAAGCCGGAGCCCGACCAGCCUCGAGACAUAGGACCUGGAAACAGUUUAAGAAGCUUCAAGUUCAACACGUCAGCAAUAUUGCAGGCGAUGGAAUCAGGUUUUUCAGCUUGA